CUCUGCUCUGUCUUGCACAGAGUAGUUACCCCUUGUUAUAAACACACCUUCUCUUAGCAGUGAGGCUAACGCCAGCGUUGGGCAGGAAAAAGAGGGCAACCAAGUCUGCAUUUAUAAUGGAGAGAAAAAAAUAGGAUAAAAGCUCCUCACCGUGUUUCCUUUAUACAUAUAGAAACAAACAAGGGCAUGGAUCUAGUUCUCCCUCCCCCCAUCAAAAUCUUUGAGUUAAAGGCUGCUUUUUUUCUAUAUAGAAUCAUAGACGAUUAGGGGUGUAAGAGACCUCAGAAGGUCAUCUAGUCCAACCCCCUUGCUCACCACCAACUAAAUAUAAAGAACAUUGAGAAAAAACAUCUAACAUUUGAAGUUAAGCUUUGUAAAGAUGGCACAAUAGGUCAUGUACUGUAUUAAGGGCUUGAUCAGGUGGGGGCCCCAGGGGCUAUACUAUUGGGUGCAAGAGACUGGCAAAGUCAUCACAGGCAUUGGGACCUAGCCUUAGACUCCAGGAGACACCAUUAUUAUUUCAUUAGGAUCAUCCACUGAGCUUGCCUGGAUGGCCUCAUACUCCUGAGCUGUAGCUCAGGAAAGCUUAUGCUCAAAUAAAUUUGUUAGUCUCUAAGGUGCCACAAGUACUCCUUUUCUUUUUGCAAAUAUAGACUAACAUGGCUGCUACUCUGAAUCCUAUUUUAGAUUUUUUCUGCACCUAUGUUAUGAUUGACUCAGUUCUUAAAUUAUGAAUAUUUAAGACUCCUCCCACCACAGAAACUUACUCAUUUCAUGGAAGGAGGGGGAGAAAAAAAAAAACAAUUGAUCUGCCCAGUAAUUACCAGCCCUUGCUUCUGGACAGUUUUGGGCACUUCACGUAAAUGGCCUUGCUCUGUCUCUUUGCAUCUGUACCCAGAUGAGAAAAUAACGGGUUUGUUUAAGGGCCUCCCUUUUGUCUCUAAACAAAUAAAAUACUUCAGUGCAAAAGACAUGUGGGUCAUAUAAGCAAAAGUCUUGGAUUGUUAGUUCUUUUGUUUUCUGGGGGUGGGCGGUGGGGAAGUUAUGUGACAAGGGAAGAGGAGCAGAGUGUUUAACCAAAAAGGAGCAGCAUUGGUGCAAAGCAGGACACUGAAGAAGGGACAACAUUCUUCAGAAUGCAACCUCUAGGGUGGAUUUCAACACCUGGGAACUGGAGGAAAAAAGUUGCCAUGGCUGCAAGUCAUAAAAAUACACUAAUUGGGAAUAUUUUCAAUAAAUUUCUGUACCUCUGGCUAAAAAUGAACACCUGCCAAAUGUAAAUAAUGCAACAAAGAUGCAAGGUCUGGUUGUCAACAUGAAACCUUAUGAAAAAUGUUACUCAGAAGGCAAUGACUUUGAAGGUGUGGACAUUUCUGAACAAUCUGGAUCAACUGGGUCCACUUUAGAUAUAAGGGGUUAUGAAGGUCCAUCAUCUGCAAUGUCUACAACUUCAGAGUCAUCUGCUGGCACCUCUAGUAGUGGUAUAACUAAACAUACGGGCAGUAAAUACCUGUAUCGACAAAAAGACUCCUUCCAGUAAAGCCAUGAAUAAAUUCAUAAAUCAGGGCCAGCAAAUAAAAGACUCCAUAGAUGAAAUGAUUGCUCAGUUCAUUUAUGCAACAAAUUAGCCCUUCCAUCUUGUUCAGACCGACCAUUUCAUUGACAUGACCAGGCUACAUGCCACCAGGCGGAGCAGACAUUGCUGGAAGGUUGCUGCAUACAGUGUAUCAGAAGGAAAUUGAACAGUGUGCAAAAAGCAUUGAUAGGAAAUUUGUUAACCUAAGUCUUGAUGAGUGGAGCAAUAUACACAGUAUGCCGUAACAUGUGUUUGUGUGGCAACAGAAGAUGGUGAUGUCUAUCUUACAGAAACAGUCAAUACAUCAGGAAAUGCUCAUAUAGCAGAAUACUCAAAAGUAGCAGCAGUAAAAGCUGUAACAAAACAGCAAAAAUUCAAGUGUGAAGUACAUAACUUGGUCACAGACAGUGAUGCAGAUGUAGUAAAGAUGAGAAGAAAUCUAGAAGAUAAGGAAGGGAGCCUGUAAACUGUGUAACAUGGCUGAAAAGCUCAUUUGCUUCACUGAAAAGAUCAUGAGGAUCCAAGCUAAUUCUCCCCUAAGAUGUAAGAUGGAAUUCAGUGGUUGACUGUUUUGAGCUAUUUAUUAAGUACUGGCCUAUUCUGAUGACGUUUUAUGAAGAAAAUAAUGGCAAAAAUGGAUGGAACUAUUACACCUAAAGUAGUCAACAUCGGACUAAAGAGGAAUGUAGAAGAUAUGCUGAAAGUACUGAAACCUAUUUUCAUAACCUUGGACAAAUUGCAGCAGAAAGAUUGCUACUGUAUUGCUGAUGAAGAAGAAAUGUGGAAAGAAUUCAGACAUUGAAGAAAUGCCAACAACAAAGUUAAAUUGCAGGCCAUAAACUAGCAGAUGGAUAAAGCACCUAUGCUACCUCAUUUCCUUGCCAAUAUUCUCAACCCAAACUAUGACGUACUAAAGGACACGUUGGAAAAGAGAGGUGCACUGGGACAAAUAAAAGCAAGAAUCAGAGCUGAAGUUUUUAAUGCGUUGGAUGACCAAAGUGAACCACGGCCACCACUGUCUCAUGAAAAUCUUCUAAUCAAUGAGCUAAUUCGUGAAUACUUGGAAUACAAUAAAUAUAAAUACACUGCAUCUGUUCUAACAGCAGAAUCUGGUCAACCUGAAGUACCAUUGGAUAGACAAUUUCUUGUCCAUGAGCUGAAUAUAAUGGAAGAUCCAAAUAGAAGAUCAGUCCCUCUCUUGUAUGGAAUUAUAGCUCAUUUUUUACAUGGUAGUAAAGGAGACAUCCAUGAUACGUUUCCAAAAGGAUCUUCACUGCAGUUUCCAGGACAGAACCUCAGCAAACUACCUAAUGAAAGAAAUCGAAAGGAUUCAAUUCCAGAACCAGGGAGAAUGGCCGGCACUAGCAUUGAAGAUCCCCUAAUUUUACAGGGUGUAAACAGAUGACAAUUCAGUUUUUUGUCCAUUUUUCAUUUAAACAAUGAAGACUGGAUCCUGCAAACCCUUAUUCACAUGAAUAGUUCUUGCUUACGUAAGUUGUCCCUUUGGCUUUGGUGGGACUUCUUGAAUGAGUAAAGGCUACUCAUAAAUCAGACUCUGUAGGAUGAGGCCCACAAUAAUUUAUUGCUGGAAGAGCAAAGUUAGCUCAGGGCCUGUUCCUGCUAUGCAAGAAGGGGCCCAAAAUGUUUUCAUCUACAAAAAUAAGAAUUUUCAGGAGUAUUUAUUCUAUUCCAGAACUCACUAUUGAACUCAAUCUUUACUCUCAUUACUUUACACUACUUUUUCUGCACCUGUGAAAUUACUAUUACUGUACAUGUGAAUAAAAGCUAACUUCAUUUUCUGUUUUA
Messenger RNA from Caretta caretta (loggerhead turtle), 3382 nucleotides. RefSeq names its product centrosomal protein 20 (gene CEP20). The record is from RefSeq and is a predicted model, not a curated record. Gene Ontology annotation, cellular component: centrosome; ciliary basal body; motile cilium. Gene Ontology annotation, biological process: microtubule anchoring; cilium assembly. NCBI's taxonomy places the organism in Eukaryota, Metazoa, Chordata, Testudines, Cheloniidae. Gene Ontology annotation, molecular function: protein binding.